Saprolegnia diclina VS20 is the source of this 2837-nucleotide messenger RNA. RefSeq lists its product as hypothetical. The transcript is spliced from 8 exons. The record is from RefSeq and is a predicted model, not a curated record. Bases 35 to 2779 code for a protein of 914 amino acids. Lineage: Eukaryota; Oomycota; Saprolegniomycetes; Saprolegniales; Saprolegniaceae.
CGGUAAGUUGCGCUCUCAGUUUGCCGCAAGCAGCAUGCCCGACAUCAUCGAGUUCGCGCUCGGGACGAUCCUCGGCAACAUGAGCACGGCCGUGGUGCUGGCGCUAGUCUACUUCAACUUCCUCCUCUUCGAAGACUACUUCCGCGUCAUCAUCUGGAGCAUCCUCUUCAGCCAGGCGCUGCGCGGUGCCAAGGAGAACGUCUGCCGCAUGCUCGCCUAUCUGAGCCACGCUUCCGAGAUCCAACGCGACGGCCUUCUCUACUCGGUCGUGACGCAGCUGUGGCCGUACCUCAUGCGGUCGUCGGGGCCAACGGACCUGGCGCACAAGAAGCGCCGCAUGCAAGAGUUCAUUCUGGACAAUGGCAUCUUUAUCUUUGCGAUGAUCGGCGCCGUCUCGAUCUACGUGCGCAUGUUUAGCUGGCUCUCGUUCGUGCAGCUUGCGAUCGCGCUCCUGCUCGUCGUCGUCGCGUUCGUGUGGGUCGCGGACCAGCGCAUAUUCCAUUACCGCAUCUUUGUCUCGGACCAAGUCCUCGUCUCGACGCUGCUGCUCUUGGGCUGCUGCACGAUCGGCGUCUUUGUGCUCGUGUUUCUCGGUACCGAAAGCUACAUGGAGGGCUCCCGCGCCGCCAUGCACUUUACGAGCUGGGUCCAUACCAACGUCAUCAACGACGAGCGCACGCGCAAGAUGUGGGGCGACCAAGUCCACAACGGCAAGGCCAUGGUGGCGUCGGGCCUGCGCGAGAUUGAGGGCCAGUACAACUCGACCAUGUGGUUUGGCCCGCUCAAAGCACUUGUGCUAUCGUACUAUGACGCGAGCGACGGGGCUGUCCCCGUGGUUUCGGACCCGAUCCUCAAUGCGACGACUGUCGCGACGAUGCUCGACAUUCCGACCAACAUGACGUGGACAUCGGUGUUUACCCUCGCGUACGCGCAGUUUAACCUCACCUCGACCGACGUGACGGACUGGACGAGCAAAGGCCUCGAGAUCUCGUCCAUGGCGUUUGGCUCGGUGUUUCAGAUUGUGUUUUUCGUGCUCACGUUUGUGAUUGCGUUUAUCAGCAUUGGCAUCAAGGCCGUCUUCUUUGUCACGUCGCUCUUCUACCUCCUCUGCACCAAGUGGGAUCCCAUCGAACGCUUUGUCUACGAUCUGAUGCCGAUUGCGCCCGAGAAACGCCCGGCGCUCGUCAACUCGCUCCGACGCUCGAUCGAAGGCGUGUUUUCUCUGCCAAUGAAGAUUUCCAGUCUCCACGCCAUUGUGACACUGGUCUCGCUGAGCAUGAUGGCCAAUGAUUUCGUCUACCUCGGGACCUUUAUCACGUUUUUCAUCUCGAUCGUGCCCAUCAUCCCCGCGUACCUCGUGUGUAUUCCAUGGGUGCUGGCGCUUUGGUCGUCGACGUCGAUCGUCAAGGCGCUGCUGCUGUUUGUGAUUCAUUACGUGGCGUUUUCGUGGAUCGACCAAGUGCUCUACGAGAAGAGCUUGACGUCUAUCAACGCGUACGUCUCGGCACUCAGCGUCGUCUUUGGCGUCUACGUGUUUGGCCUUGAGGGCGUCGUCUUUGGUCCGCUCUUGGUGUGCGGUGUCAACUGGGCGUACGAAGUCUCCAACCACGGCAUCCAAGCCGCGUCCAUGGACGAAGCGGAAAAAGCCGAUCGCCGUGAUGAACGACCCUCGACGCAGGGCAACAUCUUUUCGAAUGCGUACCGCGCCAUCUCCGGUGGCCUCGGUGACAAUCUCUCUCGGCGCUUUUCGUUUGAUGCUACGUCGCCCGCGACCGUGUGCGUGACGCUGCAAGUGCACGCGCUCCCGUCUUCGCCGCUGGCGGCGUCGGCGCCGAGCCGCGACGCACCGCUCGUUCGGUUUAUUGCGUCAAAAGACUGGACGUACGAAGAGCUACUGACACAUUUGCGCCACACGCUCAAAGUCUACAGUGUCUGCGGGCUCUACGCAAUCAACAGCAACGCCCAAGUGCUGUCUGCAGCCCAUCUCUUCCCAAACGAGACGCUCCGUGUCGAGGUCGAGACGGAGCCGCGCGCGGAACCCGACACCCGCGUCCCCCGGCCACCAGUGUACCUCAAGCGCAACAAGUCCAAGACGCUGGUCAAGAAGACGCCCGUGAAAAUGGCCGUUGCGAUUUCGCCGUCCAAGCAGCACUUGCGCCGGUCGUCGUGCUCGAAUUGCGUUGGCGAUUCCGAGUCGGAUGUCCUUGUGUCCCCGCGCCGCAGCGUCCCGAGCCUCUUUGGUGCUCCGAUCUCGGACGUGGUGCCGCCCACGGCCCGGUUCCGGGACCUCUCGUCGUUCCAGGCAGCAGCCGGCGAUUGCUUUCGGCAGUCGAUCUUGCAGCUGCGCAGCCAGAGCUCGUCGUCGGCGUCCGACACGAUGACCAGCGACAACUCGCCGACCAAAGAGGCGUCCACGGACGCAGGCGCCAAGGCAGCGGAAACGGUGUCCGAGACCUCGAUGCAGUCGUCGGUGCAGACGACGGAAACACUGUUGAUGGGCCUGCCAACGGCGGUGCCAGUCGUCGUACGGCCCGAGAGCGACACGAAGCGUCCGCGCAGCUUUGACGCAGCAACGCCCGACCGAACCGUGCUCGUGAGUGGCCGAGGCAUCCAGCGCCAAGGGGAGACGCAAGAUCAGACGCGCCCGUCGCUCGAAGCCAGCGCAGUGAUUGAGCGAUCAACGAGUCGGCGUCGCCACGGCCCGCGGCGGUCGCAAUCGGUGCCCGAGUUCGAGGUCAAGCCGCCAGGUCUCUGGAAACGCAUGAUUGGAAAGAAAUAAUAGUACUAUAGUAUUUGCUACCUUUUCUUUAAAUCUAAUUCUAGUCUCGGUACUCGAA